CACUUCGUCAUUACUCUUGUGUUCACUGUUCACUGCAACGUCCAGCAGUCCAAUCUGCAGCUCACUUGGGCCGCCAUGUCGAGUCCUACACUUCUUCGCUCUCUGCGGCCUUUCACGCAAUGCUCACGCUCAACGCACCUCGUCUCCCUCGACGUCGCCCGACCACGCGGGGCCUUGUCUUUCGUUCGCGCAAAGUCCUCGAAAGCGGCAAAAGUACAGGCAGCCAAGAACUCAUCUGCGGCAUCACGCGCACCUUCAACGAAAGCACAAGCCUCGACGACGUCGACGAAUACUGCGAAGGCGGAAGUAGCUGCAGAGUCGACGCCGGGAGCACAGGCGUUGCGGAGCGGGACGGGGAAGGUCACAGAGGCUGAGCAGGAUUCGCUGCCGUGGGCGGACUACCUUUCUAUCCGGAAGAAAAAGCGAAGAUGGGAGACGGCUAUGACGAUCCCGUUCACCCUUGGUGGGUUUGUCGGAGGCAUCAUGUACUUCGGAAACCUCGACGUGGACCCUGCGAAACCCAUAUUUCUCAUCGAAGCUCGUGACCGCGAGUUCUACCAACACAUCGUGAAGAACCGGGUAGACCCGACUGCACAGAGUGCGACGAACCCUGUUCCAGACUUUUAUGGUGCAGUACAAGAAGAAGCAUACUUCUCCGAGGACGCUUAGACUACACGUCAUCCUCACGAACGGUUCACACUGCAUAUGCUACUAUUCGCAUAUUGACAAGGGUUAGCCUGACAAUCUAUCCAUUGGUUCCCUUUGCGCAUGGUUCUUGAGGCAUCCGAGCACGUAGAUGCACGGUGUAUACUAAUUGUGAUUACAGCAAAUUACAA
Fomitopsis serialis is the source of this 836-nucleotide messenger RNA. RefSeq lists its product as uncharacterized. Lineage: Eukaryota; Fungi; Basidiomycota; Agaricomycetes; Polyporales; Fomitopsidaceae. The transcript is spliced from 4 exons. Gene Ontology annotation, cellular component: PAM complex, Tim23 associated import motor. Bases 76 to 669 code for a protein of 197 amino acids. Gene Ontology annotation, biological process: protein import into mitochondrial matrix. The record is from RefSeq and is a predicted model, not a curated record.